AUGUUCACGACUCUUCUUUCAACUAUAGUUCUUGCGACAAGUGCCUUUGCUUCCCCAUAUCGACGACAGUCUCUCUCGCCCAACUAUCUCUACUUCAUCACCAACGACCCGCAGGGCAACUAUGUCGUGGCCGCCAACAUUGAUGCCAACGGCAAUCCAAUUUACGCAGGUGUUGCAUCUGCUGGUGGCGCCGGCGUUCAUGGUUUGGUUGACCCGAACGGCCCUGUGGUGCCCCUCAAUCCCGAUGCAACGUUCUCGCAAGGUGUCGUACAAGUUCAUCAGGGCAAUGGGCUCCUCGCGACGGUGAAUACCGCCAACCACACGGUCGUUCUUUUCGCAAUAGACCCUUCUGAUCCCGGUCGCCUCACGAUGUUAGGGCAGCCUGUCCCUUCUGGAGGAGAGGCUCCGAACUCCCUCGUCUUCAAUAAGGCUGGUGACCAGCUAUGGGUGCUCAACACGGGAGCGGUGAACGGCAUAGCAGGUUUCACCGUGACCAAGGAUGGACUGCAACCCCAAGACGGAACCUUCCGACCGCUGGGACUCAACGAAACAACUCCGUCCACCGGUCCAUUCGGUGCAGCGUCGCAAGUGGUGUACACGCAGGACGAGAAGAACGUCAUCGCCGCUGUGAAGGGCCCGCUAUUCGGUCCCGGAUUCCUUGCCGCCUGGCCUAUCGGCGAUGACGGGCAGCUCGCUGAGAAUUUCACAGAGAUCGCGACAGCUCCCGGAGGAGGACAUCCCUUCAGUUUGACUCCUAUUCCCGGCCAGAAUGCCUUCUUCUCUGCGGACUUCAGCAUCGGUGUCGAUGUCUAUGACUUCAGCAACGGCAUAGAAGGUGUCAAUAACAGCCCUCGCACAAUAGGAGUAGCCGUUCCCGGGCAAGAUGCAACAUGCUGGAGCGCAUACAGCGAGUUGCUAGACAAAUACUACGUCAUGGACGUCACGGGCCACCAGAUCACUGAAGUCCAGGUCGAUUCCAAUCUCGCUGUCACCGUCGGCGCAAACUGGUCGGUCACCACAGGCCCCAUUGACUCCGUAGCAAUGACAGUCAGCAACCACAGUUAUCUGUAUACCUUGUUGGCAAAGACCCUUCAGAUUGGCGUAUGGAAGUUGGAUGUCGACGGACUCCCGGAAAGCCAGCAAUUCUUGAACCUCACCGAGCCAGUCGAGCAAGAUGGUGCCUUCAUCACUAUGAACUAUGUUCAAGGGAUGGCGUCCUACACGGCCGAUUGGGAGGCAUAG
This is a messenger RNA of Peniophora sp. CBMAI 1063, 1242 nucleotides long. Lineage: Eukaryota; Fungi; Basidiomycota; Agaricomycetes; Russulales; Peniophoraceae. The record is from the annotation of a GenBank genome assembly.